GCGUCUCUCGGAACACUCUAAUCCGUUUUUGAUGAUGCAAAAAAAAAAAAAAAAAAAAGAAAUGUCUGUAAAGCUGACCUUUAAAUCCAGCCGGGCGUUGUUCAUUUGAAAACUCACCUUUCGUCAUUUUUAUUGUCUGGUUUUUUUUUUUGUGUGUGUGUGCAGUGAGAUGGAUCCGUCCAGGAGGAGCGAGAGUGACUGGCAGGGUCUGCUGAACGAGUUUGUGAUUUGUAAGCGGAAGUUGGAGAGUAAAAAGGAGGCCCUCCUGAUUCUGUCUAAAGAGCUGGACAGCUGUCAGCAGGAGAGAGAUCAGUACAGACUGAUGGCCAAUCAGCUCAGAGAGCGACACCAAGGGUUGAAGAAGAAGUACAGAGAACUUAUUGAUGGAGAUCCCUCUCUGCCUCCAGAGAAGAGAAAUCAGGUGAAUUUGGCUCAGCUGCUGAGAGACUCCAGAGACAAAAACAGUCAACUCUCUGAGGAAGUGAAAGAGCUGAAACAACGACUACUGGAGGCCCAGGGCGACAACAAGCUUCUACGAAUGACCAUCACCAAGCAGAGGCUGGGGGACGAGGAGGUUGGUGCUCGUCACUUCCCUGCACAUGAACGGCAGGAUCUGGUCAAACAGUUAGAGAGAGCUGGAGAGCAGAACGAGGUUCUCGAGCACAGCAUGAAGUCACUCACAGACGAGCUGCAGGACGUACGAGCGGAGCGCGACGUGUUUCAGCAGAAGGCUCAUCGCCUCAACGUGGAAAUGAACCACAUCGUGGGCAACGACGACAUACGGGUUGUGGACAUAGACGCACUCUGCAUGGAGAACAGGUAUUUGCACGAACGCUUCGGUCAACUUCAAGAAGAAAUCAACUUGCUCAAAAAAAAUCUGAUGAAGUAUAAGAGCGCCCUGGAGUGUCGGAAGAAUUCUAAAAUCAGUGGGAAAGCAAACAGCAGUGCACUGACUGGGGUGCUCUCUGCUAAACAAGUGAAGGAGUUGUUGCUGUCUGAAGAAAACGGCUGCAGCCUGCCGGUGACUCCUCAGUCCAUCACAGACCUCAAGUCUCUGGCCACAGCUCUGCUGGAAACCAUCCACGAGAAGAACAUGGUGAUUCAGCACCAACGCCAGAUCAACAAGAUUCUUGGAACUCGCGUGGCAGAGCUAGAAACCAAACUAAAGACAUUAGAAAUGUCCGGACUGUGGAGCCUGCCAGGCCUGACUUAUAAUGUUUCUCUGGGAAUUUAUGGAAGAGGAAAAGAUGCCAUCAUACUGAAUCCUCAUCAGGCUGAAUCAACAGAGUCUCCUGCACAGGAAGGUGACGAAGUAUCUGAGAACAGAGUUGUCGAUCAGCAGAGCUCUGAAGAAGUCCCACAGCAAGACAGUGGACCUCCAUCUAUGUCAGGUGAUGCAGAGGGACUUCAAGAGAAACUUCAAGAGGGACUUCAAGAGGGACUUCAAGAGGGACUUCAAGAGGAACUUCAAGAUGAACUUCAAGAGGAGACAUGCCAGCAGAAUCCUUCAACCCAGUCAGCUGAACUAGAACCGCUCAGCAAUCGGACAGAAACACCAGAGAAGGAGGAGCGUUGUGAUGCUGGCCAGUCACAAAGCACAACUGAUUUCACAGCUGUGACGGGCGACGAGUCGAAGGAAGAGGAAUGUCAGAGUGAUUCUCCUCUUAAAUUUACAAAUGUAACACAAAAUGUGUCAGAUCUCUCACGACGAACUUUAGAGGGAUCAGGAGGACACGAGGAUCAGUUGGAUGAACACAAUGAAGAGCUGGAAACUGUUGAAAGUGAGUGUAUUCUAAUAGAGGGAGACAUCAGCGACGAUGAAUUCACUGCUGCUGCUGCUGCUGCAAGCACUGCAGUGGAGCAGGAGAACCAGGAGACAGAUGGAGACAGAUGUUUGUGAAGUCAUGAAACCUAAGAUAGGAGAGACAGGAAUGUAUGAUGCAUCACCAUCACAAAGCUCAUUAAUAACAUAAAUCAGAAGAAAUAGGCCCUAUUUGGCUUUACAGUGUAUCAAAUACAUCAAAAGCUUCAUAUGCUUCUGUUUAGUUAUGGAUCCUACAUCUGCAUCAGACUCUGAAUCCAUCUUUAAAAAAUAAUGUCCUGGCACUAGAUGAAGGGUGAAUAUACUACAGUCAAUGUAGUGAGAACGAUACAAAACAAACAUUGAAAAAGUGUCAAAUGCUUCCAUGGUCUCAUGUAGCGCUAACCUUUGAACUAGUCUUUAAGUAUGCAGACAUCAGAGCAGAGCAACAGGUUGUUGCUUAAUAUAAAAAUGCUGCCAAAACAACCACAACUCCUCUGGGAGUUGUGUUUGUUUGACAACAGAUCUUCUCCAGUCAAGUCCGAAGAGCAUAAGUGAGGUUGGGCAAUAUGGUUUGGCCCUCAGUUGGUGUUCCGGCUAAUCCUGAAUUUGUUAGAUGCGUUUAAGGUCUGAACAUUAUGCCUCUGUUAUUUUCUUCCACUCCAAACUGGAGGGGAACAAACAUUAGUUUAAAGGCCUCGCUUUUUGCAUGUUUAGUGUUAGAACUGGAAAUGGUUAUUACCAAACUUUGAACGCUGUGCAUUUUGUGGGCAGAGAGUGGAGGAACUGUGAUUUUCUGUUUUGAGAAAUAGCAAAUGAAUGUGGCUGAUGGGUCAGAACUAUUAAAAAAAAAAAAAAAAAAAAGGGCGAUUGCUAUUAGUCGACCAUGAACUUGAAGACGUGAUGUUGCUUACACUUUAUCAGAAUAUUUCUCAUUUAACGCUCUACCUCUGUUCCCUCCUGUUUUAAGAAACACUCAUCACUAA
This is a messenger RNA of Labrus bergylta (ballan wrasse), 2787 nucleotides long. Its product is annotated as coiled-coil domain-containing protein 149. The record is from RefSeq and is a predicted model, not a curated record. NCBI's taxonomy places the organism in Eukaryota, Metazoa, Chordata, Actinopteri, Labriformes, Labridae.